This is a messenger RNA of Loxodonta africana (African savanna elephant), 11780 nucleotides long. It is a transcript of the gene PGAP1, whose product is annotated as post-GPI attachment to proteins inositol deacylase 1. The coding region runs from base 70 to 2838 and encodes 922 amino acids. Gene Ontology annotation, cellular component: endoplasmic reticulum. The record is from RefSeq and is a predicted model, not a curated record. Gene Ontology annotation, biological process: endoplasmic reticulum to Golgi vesicle-mediated transport; GPI anchor metabolic process. Lineage: Eukaryota; Metazoa; Chordata; Mammalia; Proboscidea; Elephantidae. The transcript is spliced from 27 exons. Gene Ontology annotation, molecular function: phosphatidylinositol deacylase activity.
UCGGGCGCGGAAGGCGGGUGUUUAGCGAGGACUCUCGGUCCCGGCUCGGGGCCCCGCGGCAGCGGUACCAUGUUUCUUCACUCCGUCAACCUCGGGAACCUGGCGUUUUAUGCUUUCAUGAUCUUCAUGGCAACCCUGGGGCUGUGGGAUGUCUUCUUCGGCUUCGAGGAGAACAAGUGCAGUAUGAGUUACAUGUUCGAGUACCCGGAGUAUCAGAAAAUAGAACUUCCAAAGAAACUGGCAAAACGCUAUCCUGCAUAUGAGUUGUAUCUUUAUGGAGAAGGAUCCUAUGCUGAAGAACACAAAAUUCUGCCUUUGACGGGGAUUCCAGUUCUCUUUCUUCCUGGUAACGCUGGAAGUUAUAAGCAAGUUCGUUCUAUUGGCUCUAUAGCACUUCGAAAAGCGGAAGACAUUGACUUCAAGUACCACUUUGACUUCUUCAGUGUGAACUUCAAUGAAGAACUGGUGGCACUAUAUGGUGGAAGUCUUCAGAAGCAGACCAAGUUUGUACAUGAAUGCAUUAAAACAAUUCUGAAACUCUACAAGGGUCAAGAAUUUGCUCCAAAAAGUGUGGCGAUAAUUGGUCAUUCUAUGGGUGGCCUUGUUGCAAGAGCGUUGCUUACAUUGAAAAAUUUUAAACAAGAUCUGAUAAAUCUUCUUAUUACACAAGCAACACCUCAUGUCGCUCCUGUGAUGCCAUUAGAUCGUUUCAUUACAGAAUUUUAUAUGACUGUAAACAACUAUUGGAUUUUAAAUGCCCGACACAUAAAUUUAACCACACUUUCUGUAGCUGGAGGAUUCCGAGAUUACCAAGUUCGUUCAGGAUUGACGUUUCUGCCACAGUUAAGCCAUCAUACCAGUGCCUUAUCUGUUGUGAGCUCAGCAGUGCCUAAGACCUGGGUCUCAACAGACCACCUCUCCAUAGUGUGGUGUAAACAAUUGCAGUUGACCACAAUUCGAGCAUUCUUUGAUCUUAUUGAUGCUGAUACUAAGCAAAUAACUCAGAAUUCCAAGAAGAAAUUGUCAGUUUUGAAUCACCACUUUAUAAGACACCCAGCAAAACACUUUGAGGAAAAUCCAGCAAUAAUUUCUGAUUUAACAGUUACAUCUAUGUGGGUCCCGGUAAAAGUGUCCAAAUGGACCUACGUGGCUUACAAUGAAUCUGAUAAGAUAUAUUUUACAUUUCCUCUUGCAAAUCAUAGAAAAAUCUACACUCAUGUCUAUUGUCAGAGCACCAUGCUGGAUACAAAUAGUUGGAUUUUUGGAUGCAUAAACAGUACUUCUAUGUGCCAGCAAGGGGUUGAUUUAUCAUGGAAAGCUGAACUGCUGCCAACAAUUAAGUAUCUGACAUUAAGACUCCAAGACUAUCCAUCUUUGUCUCAUCUUGUUGUUUAUGUACCGUCUGUUCAUGGAAGUAAGUUUGUUGUAGACUGUGAAUUCUUUAAAAAAGAGAUGAGAUCCAUACAGCUUCCUGUAACUCAUCUUUUUUCCUUUGGGUUGUCUUCAAGGAAAGUGGUAUUAAAUACAAGUGGCCUGUUCUACAAUAUAGAGCUUCUGAACUUUGGACAGAUAUAUCAAGCUUUUACAGUCAACGUGGUAAGCAAGUGCUCAGGAGUGAAAGAAGAAAUAACUAGUAUCUACAAACUUCAUAUUCCCUGGUCUUAUGAAGAUUCACUGACCAUUGCACAGGUUCCAUCUUCCACAGAAAUUUCUCUGAAACUUCAUGUUGCUCAACCAGAAAAUGACAGCCAUGUAGCAUUAUUAAAAAUGUACACAUCAUCAGACUGUCACUAUGAGGUGACAGUUAAGACUUCCUUUCCACAAAUACUUGGACAGGUAGUUAGAUUUCAUGGUGGAGCUCUUCCUGCCUACAUUGUAUCUAGUAUCCUUCUUGCUUAUGGAGGACAAUUAUACUCUCUUUUCUCAAUAGGUCAUUGCUUAGAGUAUGAUAUUAUGUUGGAUAAAGAAGCCAAACCCUACAAAGUUGAUCCUUUUGUAAUUACAAUUAAGUUUCUGUUGGGGUAUAAAUGGUUUAAAGAAUUAUGGGAUAUAUUAUUGUUACCAGAAUUAGAUGCCAUGUUUUUAACUAGUCAGAGUAUGUGUUUCCCCCUUGUGUCCUUGAUUCUUUUUCUAUUUGGAACGUGUACUGCCUACUGGGGCGGCCUACUCUCUUCUACAACUGUGAGAUUCCUUUCUUCAUUGUGGCUAGCUUUGAAAAGACCCUCUGAACUUCCUAAAGAUAUCAAGGUGAUAUCACCAGACUUGCCCAUUUUGACAGUCGUUUUGAUCAUAGUUAGCUGGGCAACUUGUGGAGCAUUUGCCAUACUUCUCACUUAUCUUUACUAUGUGUUUAAGAUUGUUCAUCUGCAUGCCAGCCUAACAACUUUUAAAAAUAGCCAGCCUGCGAAUCCCAAACACUCCAGAAGAAGUGAAAAAAAGUCCAGUCAUCAUAAGGACUCUAUAGUACACCAUCUGCGUUUAUCAGCUAGUGAUGCUGAAGAUAGUCUUCGGAUGCACAAUACUGUGAUUAACUUAUUAACAUGGGUUGUGUUACUCAGUAUGCCAUCUUUAAUUUAUUGGUUAAAGAAUCUUAGGUAUUAUUUUAAACUUAAUCCUGAUCCAUGUAAACCUUUGGCAUUUAUUCUUAUUCCAACUAUGGCAAUUCUUGGAAACACUUACACUGUUCCAAUAAAAUCAAGUAAAUUGUUGAAGACUACUUCGCAGUUUCCACUUCCUCUUGCUGUUGGUGUGAUUGCUUUUGGGUCAGCACACUUAUACAGGGUUCCAUGCUUUGUCGUCAUUCCUCUUUUACUCCAUGCGUUAUGUAACUUUAUGUGAGAUUGGAUUUAAAGAAUGGUAAAGAUUAUUUAUGCCAUUAGGGCCAGUAAUAAGAAGGGAAUGCACAGAUCCAUUAGUAUGGACAUCAAGAUUCUUUGGAGAAGACAAGUCUAUUUUUACAGUAUUGAAAAUAGGAAAUUAGUUUUGUAAUGCUUGAGGAAAGUAGUUGAAGCAUGUUUUGUUUUGUGGUGUGGUGUCUGUGUAGUAAUGAUUUUUGGAAAAAUUACUAAAAGGAUAUGGUAGCCGAUAUCUUGGAGAACUCUUCUGCACAUCAGCUAAUUGGGUUGGUUGAUGAUACCAGGGAUCUUCUCCUAGAGACUCAGUAGAUGCAUCAUUGUUUAUAAUCUCACCUCAAGCAUUAUGCUCUUGUUUCAUAAAACUCUUCUGAAAAAUGAGUUACUUUGUAUUCACUUCAGUUUACAUAUUGAGAAAUAAGUCUUAAAAUGUUGGUGAAAUUUACAAAUGUUUGUUUUCUCAAAAGUGAGAUAGUCCCGAAGAGUCUUUGGUCAGUUUUUGGCAACCAUGGUGAACAAAGUAGAUCUCUUGUUUUCUUAUGUCUAAGAAAAUGUAGCUUUGAAUUCUGAGAAAGCAUGUGUUCUCAGUAGCCAGCGUAAGAUGGAUGAUAGAAAUGUAAUUCCAACUCAAAACUUAAUGAAAUUUUCUUGCUACUUUUCAAAUACAAAUCCUGUUUUGUAUUGUUGGUGAAUAUUUAAAAAAAAAACAAAAAACUAUCCAUCGAGUCAGUUCUGACUCAUGGUGACUCCAUGUGUUUCAGGGUAGAACAGUGCUCCAUGGGGUUUUCAAUAGCUGACAUGUUUUGGAAGUAGAUCGCUAGGCCUUUCUUCCGAGGCACCUGUGGGUGGAUUCAAAUUAUAAACCUUCUGGUUAGUAACUGAACACUUAACUGUACCACCCGGGGACUCUUUGGUGAGUAUUAGGAGACUACCAAAGAGUUCUAAGUUUAAAGGUAAAGAAAAUUCUCAUAGAUAUUUACUUAUAGGCAUUGGAGUAGUUCAGUUGUUCAGACUAUACCACUUCGUUUAAUUUAUUGCCCCCAUGGUUGCCAAAAGUACCUCAGGUCAUGAUGAAUUAUUAAAAAUAACUAAAUUGCAGCAGUCAGAAACAACUCUAGGUUAGUACAAUAUUUAUCUACUGUGAAAAAAAAGAUCAGAAUGGUCAAAUGCAAUACCAUUUUUGGUUUAUGAAAUUAUACUAUUAAUGGAAUAAUAGUAGACAAACUGUUACCCCAUUAAUAGUGUAAGUAUAAACAGUAUACCUGAAUAGAGAUUUUAGGCACAAGGUUUAUCAGUGGAAUCUUGAUUUGCCCAUGUUACUUCUAGGAUUGCUAUUUCACUAAUAGAGACUUACAUAUCUGUUUCAUUUCAGACUUCAGUUUAUUUUUAACUACAAACAAGUAGGAAGUAGGUGGCGGAGCUCAGUAGAAGAGCAUACUGUCUGCCUUAGGAUAGAAUAAACUCAGACUGAGGUACACCUGGCCCACUGCACCCUUCUUUGAGAUAUGUAUACUGUGAAUACUCAAAACCUCGAGUUAAAGUCCUAAAGUACUAGUGUUUUUGCGGUUGUACCUGUGGACUUACGUCCUUGUUAGUACCCAGCAUGUCCUAGGGUACCGGUUUCAUUUUAUCUGCCAUUGUGUCUGGACUCCAUUAAAACCUCUCAGCUGCUACUGCCCGUCAAGGGUUACCCCACUUUACUGCUAUAAAAGGUUACCCCCACUUCUCAGUUGUUUCUUAGGUCCUUGCUGUGUUGGCAUCAGUUGAAGAAGGUCUUGCUAUAUUCUGAGAGUUUGAUUUUUUUCAGAUUUCGUUGUUGUCUUUCCCUGCUUCAUACCUGUUGUUCAUCAUUCAUAUUUUCACUUACUGAGACCUUUAAGGAAACCCUGGAGGUGUAGUGGUUAAGAGCUACGGCUGCUAACGAAGAGGUCCGUAGUUUGAAUCCACCAGGCACUCCUUGGAAACCCUGUGGGGCAGUUCUGCUCUGUCCUAUAGGGUUGCUAUGAGUUGGAAUCGACUCGACAGCAAUGGGUUUGGUUUUUUUGUUUUUGAGACCACUAAAGGGAAGUGAUAACCUUAUAGUAGACAUAGCAUACCAGGCUCUUAAUUGUUUGAGAAGAGUAGCAAAAGGUAAAUAAAUUACAAAAUGUUGAUGUGUUCAGGACCGGAGAAGAAAGAUUAGGUUAUAUACUUGCCCUUUUGCAUACCACAUAUAUAUAUUUAAGUAUGGACGCAUCUGCCUAUGUUUGGCUAUACAUAUACUCAUAAACAUCUUUUAUACACGUGGUGUGUUUUCUUUUGUCAUUGAUAUUCUACUUGUAUCUCAAAUUAGAGGUAGAAUAUAUCACUUAUCUGUUUCUGAAUUUGGACUUAGGUCCAAAUUUCUACAGAAAAAACUGUAGAAAAUUCAUUAAUUUGGAUCUUCUAUUGACAGCCAUAAUCAUUGUGUUUAUGUGAACUAAAGCCUCCUUGUUUAGUCAGUACUAAUCAUGAAUAAAAUAUAACAAGCUUCAGUUUCAUUUGUCAGUAAGCAGCAACCUAGGCACACUAAUUCUCACUAAAAUAUGAGUGUAAUUAUCAUCAAAACCUAAUGUCUUAUUUAUGCCAACAAAACAUUUCAUUUUAGGGGGCUACAAAAAGCUUUCUGAUUAAACAUUUUAUGAACAAUAUUGCUUGGGUUUUUAACCAUUGUAUACAUGAAGAAAUGUAUGUGUAUAUUUACAUUCUAACAGGGUCUUCAUAAAGUCCUGAUGCACUUUUAAGCCUAAGUAACAACCACAGAUGAGAAAAGUAGGUUCUGUCUGAAGAUUAGCAAAAUUUAUGAUUCUCUCACUUGAGAAAAGGAGAGCUGUUUUUUUUUUUUUAAUUACGCAUUCUUUCUAUCAUACCUGUAAUUUAUAUUAUUAGCUGGUAAAGCAGAAUAGAUUUAUUAGCAGUGUUAUUCAAAAUAAAGGUUUUAUUGGCAGUUAGGGAUUAUCUAAUUCAGCAAACUUCUGAGCUCUACUGAGCCAUUUUUAUUUAGUAAUUGCUGAGUUUUGAGUAAGUUUUGUGCUUAUAAAAAUUAUUCCUAGAUCCCUCUGUUGAUAAAACUAGAUCAAAUAUAGAAUGGCAAGAAAAAUACUGAGCACUUUCAGUGUUUCUAAAACCUCUUCUGGAGUUACUUCUAUUAUAAUUUGAAACUAAGAACUUGUGAGAAAUUGCUAAUGCUCUUUUUUUCUGGGCCUUUUUCCUGUCAGGAGUUAAACUGGUUCUGCAACUCUUUUUUUGUUUAUCACCCAGAACAAAAACUUUUAAAACGGUGGUCCUGAAGAACCCAUUUGUGCCUGAUUAACAUUGAUUUUGAGUUCUUCAAUAUAUAGAUCAUGUAUUGAUUAAUCUUUAAAAUCAUUUGCAUAUUUUGGUCUGAUAAAUUCAUAUGUACAUAAUAGAAUAACAUUUCUUGAUUGAACUACACUCUAAUAUCCACCUGAUUAUACAGUAAGGAAAAAGUGAUAAGAACUAUAUAGUAGGCCUAGUAAAAGUUCAUUGUUGAUCAUCAUAUCACUCAUGUAGACAGUAUACAUUUCCACCACACACAGAAAUACAUGUAUGAGGCAGAUUGUCUUGAUUUAUUAUCUAGUUCCCAUGCUUUUUUUUUUUUUUUAACUCUUCGGACUUCUCAUUUAUAGCAUAGUGUGUUCAGUUCACUUUGCUGCUUAUUAGUGGUCAAGUGAAAUGAAAGCAGGUAAAACUCAAUUUUCAAUGUAGUUCUUGAAAGCUCUGGGAAAAACAGGAGACACAAAGAUGAUAAGGUAAACUAGAGCUGUUGAUUUCUGAGUCCUGGGUACUUCAGUUAGUCUAUAUUCUCAUCUUAGAUACUAUGCCUAAAUCAGUGUAAUGUCUUAUUUUAUUAUUACUUUUUUUCAUGUAAAACUUCUACAGUACUAUAUCUGAAAUAUUAGUAAUUUAUUACUAAAAUCAUUUGGGAAAAAUAAAACAUGUAGGACCUUCUAUGACUAGGCAUUUAUUGAUUAUUUUUCAUCAUCACUUUUUCUUUUCUCGAUAUGUAGUGUUUGUGAACUUGUACAUCAUAGGAAUUAGGAUACCUUGUGAAGUUUAUUGAGGAAGGUCAGUAUGGAGAGCAUGGCAUUCCCCAGGAUAACGGAAGCAAUAAAAUUAUCUGUGUUAUUAUGAAAUUAUACAGAAAACUUCCUUGCCAAAUAAGGUAAAUACAGAAAAUAUUUUACAAAAUAAGUGACAUGAUUGGGAGCUAAAUUUUUAUCCUAGUCUUUUCGAGCAAAGAACAACAUUUUAAAAUCUAAUGGACUUUUAUUUAUACACAUUAUUCAAGCAUUCUUUCAUACUAAAUUUUAACAAACUGAGGAGAAAAGUCUGAGGACUUCACACAUUCUUUACUUUUAGUAGGAAUUUAUAGGAAAGAGAAGUCGGUCAGUAAUCCAGAUCCAAAUAUGUGUACUGUAAAUGCUCAUGAAUUCACAUUUUUUGAAAAAUAAAUUGUGAGUACAGAAGACUGAAUUUUUUGUAUAUUAGUAACAGUUUUGAGAGCAGAAUAAAAUUUAGAAAUAUCCAAACAUCUGCUUAGGAGAAUUGUGAAAAUAGACAAACGGUUAUUCCAUUAACAGUAUGAAUUUAAACAGUACACCUGAAUUGAGAACAUAUGUCUUUCAAAAGUUAGGUUAUAUUCUAAGCUAUAUCUUGAUUAAAUUGUCAAUACUUGGUAAUUUUUAAAUCAAGUACAGUACUCUCUUAAAGUAGCUUGGCAUGUGAAGCUGCCAAAAAUGUUUUGAAAUACCAAGUAACCAGUUAAUUUCUGAUGGCUUUAUAUAGGACUUGAUAUAUAUGAGUAAGAAUCAUUCUGCACUCAUUCUCCAGAUUAUAACUUUGAACAUUUAUGAAAAACUGUAUAUGGUGAUAUGUUUUGAUUAGUGUAAAUUUGUUUGCAUAUUUGAAUCCUAAUCUUAGUUUAGGAAGUCUAGAAGUAGCCGUUUUUGUAAAGUUCAUAUGCUAUUAUUUUUUAAUAUUUGGUUUUUAGUAUUCGUAUAGUAGUAAUGUGACUAGUAAAAAAUUAUAAACAAAGUAUAGAACUAUUGUUCAAAAGCCUAAGUGCUGGGCGUAUUUUGUAUUUCAUGUUGCACUUGCUGUGUUUCAUAUUGGACUUUUUACGUCCCUUUUUAAGGAAAAAAACGUAUUUGAAUUUUUUUUAGCAUGAAGCUCAACAUUGGGAACUGUUAAACUGUAUUCAUACGGUUAGCAAAACAUUUUGCCACCAAAGCUAAAUGAAACUGUGAAAUACCUCUGGAUAUUUGUGCCAGUGCACUUUUCUUAGCAUACUGAGGUAAAGCAAAAAUAAUCUUUUCAGUAUUUUUCAGCUAGGACUUUAACAAAUAAAUCGUGAAAGCUUAUGCUUCAUACCCUAAUUUUUCUUUGAAAAUAAGGCUUAUAGUAUAGUUAACUCUAUUUUGUUUGAUUUCUGGAAUACUGUUCUUGGAUUGUUCAUUUGAAGUAUUCUACAUAUCUUGCAUACAGAUCUAUUUUGUGAGGUAAGACCUUAAUUUUUGUUGUAUAGGGCCAUUUUUAGUACAGGUGUCCCUCAUUUAUGUAACAGAAAGUUUACCAUGGAAUUAAAAAAAAAUUGUUUUCUAUAUAUUUCCAUUCAGUCCCUUUAUACUAUCACAUGUUUCACAAGGGGAAAAUAUUCACAGAACCUAAUAUAUAGUACCAUAAAGUGUAAAAAAAAAAAAAUUAAAUGCGUAGCUUAAAGGAAAACGUUGUAAAGUCAAGAUGUUAAUGGUAACAUUAACAAGGUGUUACACUCAUCACAGUAAAGCAGAAAUAUGAUAAACUCAGAAACUGACUUGUUUAUCUGCUUGAAAUACUUUAAUGUUUCCCCUGUAGAAACUCUCAAAGGGAAUUUCAGUCCCUCAUAUUAAAGUUUUUUCCAUCAUUUAAUGCCACGUAUUAUUUCUCUGCCCAGUAAUGUUGAGGUAAUUUACAUAAGGAGCCUUGGAAGUGAAGAGGUAACACAGAAAGGCAAAUAUUAAAAUGUUUGGCCUUGAUUUAGUAAUGGUUUAAGUCAGAGUUGACUCAACGGCAACGGAUUUGGUUUGAUUUUAUCUAAUUAUCAAUUGGUACCUAUGGGUGAUAUUAGUAAAACAAUGAUGUCCAAGACCAAAAAAUUCAGUGGACAUUGAUCUCUUAAAGAAGUUUGUCCUUUGUGUUGAAUAACUUUAUCCUAAUUAGGAGAUGCCUGUAUUUGACAUAAUCAGUCAUUCUUCAUAAUCAAGUAUGUAUUUGUUGGAAUACUGGUAGAAAUAAGCUCCCCCUCCUCCAAUGCAGAAGAAAAAGAAAACUCUACUUUUUAAUGUAUAUAACAUAGGAAAUUGUACUAAGUAUUGACACUUUUUUAAAAUGACUUAAAUAUAUUAUUUUGAAGUGAUUGUAUUACAGUUUUUAAACUUAUGACUAACUAUAAAUGUAGCAAUGUGCCCAUGAGAAACCAGACCAAAAUUGAAUAUAUAUCAUCACUGUGACCUUGAACCUGUAGUCAUUUGGGAUAAAACAGAUUGUGCCUUAAAAUGAUAAAGGAAUGCCCUGCAGUUUUAUAACUAUAUUUUACUAUGGGUGGUCUUCUCAAAUUGGCCCCAAAUCCUUUUCUUCAAGGUUGGUGAAAUAAGUUUUUUAAAAAGUUGACCCGUGUUUCCCUUAGUAUUUGCAGAACUGUUGCUCUAGUGGCCUCUUUUAAUUUCCAGAAUUCUCAUUUCAAAUUAAAAUUGGCUUAAACUCCAUAGAUGUAGGGAAUCACGUUUGGCUGAAGUUUCUGAAAAGAAUUUUUUUUGUUUUGGGAGAAGGGAGUGGCACCUCUGUUUUGAACUUAUUACACUUGGAGAAAUUAAUCCUCAAAAGUAAUGUUUCAUUAAUGAAUAAUUUAUCAAAGAUAUCAAUUCUUUCCUUAAACCUAUACUCAUUUUUCCUGACGUUAUUGAGGCUUGUAUUUGGUAUGUAUCAAAUAAAGUUAGUUUACAAUAAUGGUUUUUCAGUAAUUAAAAUUAACUUAUAUUCAUGUGGUAUAUUUUUCAACAUUAUUUUCCCCUGUGCUUCUUUUUCCUUUCUAAUUAAUUUUUAAGAUAUGAAGAGAGAACUGACUCCAAUUUUUUUUUAAUGUAAAGACUUUACAUUUUAACUAUGCUUAUUUAAAAAUAAUAGAUGUAAUUUUUAUUAAACUCCAAAUUAUCCUAUUCAUGGGGCACUCAUGGUCCCUACUGAAACAUGCCCACAUCUCUGUGUACUUGGAGUUUAUUUUAUUUUUUAGUUUUCAGUUUCAGUUUUGAACAUAAACUCAACAUCUUUCUUUUUUCCCAUUUCACCUUAACUACCUCCCCACCAAAGACAAAAAGAUAAGUUUCUCUAAAAACAUAUAGAAAGAAAACAUGUCUUUCCUUAAAGGAUGAACAACUGAGAGGGAAAUACUUUGGGGCAAGAGUAUGUAAUAAAAGAAAAUAAAUGGCUGUCAGCCUGCAUCAAUUUUUAUCCCAGAGUUAAAAGUUUACAGAGGACAAACACUUAGUUAUGCUGAUAUGGACUCAGUAAUCAUUUGUUUGCAAAUUGAUGGUUUUGUUCUCAUCCAGAGAGUACAGUGGUUGGUAACAAUACCUGACAGUGCAAAGGAAUUUGUCCUGUAGAAUAUCUGAAAAAUGAUUGUCACCUUGCAGAUGUUUUCAUUCAAACGUGCAUGAUCUUCUCCAGUACUUUGUACAGUGUAUAGUAUACUAAGCACACGUGUAAUUUUGUGUGUAUUUUUUGUAUGGUAUAAUUAACGUUAUUACAUAUAACUGGUUGUAAUUCACAAAAAAGUGCUACUUGUUGUAUUCUGUAGAGUGUUGUGAAUAUUUUUACCUGUGUUUUAACAUUAUGGUGUAGGGUUUAGUAGAUAAAUAUUUGCCUUCAGUCUCUGCUCAGGUAUUAAUGUGUAGCAAUUUUUGGUGCUUUCUUUUUAAUCUGUCAUAAUCUGGUGUUCUGAAUGUUCAACAAUAAAUUUGAUGAACAAGCAUAUAUGGUGCUGAGAUUGCUUACCAGUUCACAUACUUUCCUUGAUGCCAUCUCUGGAAAAAACCUUCUAUACAACAUGUCUAACGUGAAAAUAAAUUAGAAUGCCUAAGCAUGGGACAUAAUGAACAUGAAACUUCACACAUAAAUAAAGCAAGGUAAAUACUAGUAUUUUCCAACUUGGCAUUUGUUAGCUACCUACGUGCAUUUUUAUGGACAUUUCAUGGUUCACAUUCUAUUUUAAGGAAUUGUUCAGUUAUGCUUCUCCCAGAAGCCAUGCUUUCCACUUUCCUAACACUAACUUGAUGUUUAUUCCUGGCUGCCCAGUUUCCCAACUUAAUUGAGAACGACUAAGGACAUUGUUUAUAAAUACCAGGUCAUCCCAAACUACUAGGUCUUUACAGGAGAAACCUGGGUGUCUGUUUUAACAAGUGCCCCCGAAAAGUAAUUCCCAAACAAGUCAGUGAACAUUGACCUGGUCAAUAAAAUUGACUUGCCUAGAGAUCCUAGAAGCAACUAAAAAGACUGUCCUUAGAAUUAUAGGGUGCCAAAAGAGACACUAAGUAAUUUAACAUAGAUCCAAACUUUAUUACAGAACUGAUGGGAGGGGUGCCUUAGAUUAAAAUGUGUUAAAAUGCUUCUGACAAUGAAUAUCUUCUUACAUGUUCAUUAGAACAAACUCAACUGGGUUUUCUGCUGAGGGUUGCACACAGCUGAAAUCAAGGUGUUGGCCAAGGCUGCUACCUAGUCUGAGGCUCAUUCAGGUUCUUGGCAGAUUCAGUUCCUUGUCGUUGCAGGACUGAGGUCCCUGUGUUUUUGUUGGUUGUUAACCUGGGGCUGUUGUUACGACCUAUAAAAUGCCAUGCAUGCCCUACCACAUGGCAG